GGGCAGUAUGUUAUCAAAAUUGUUACAUAAUACAACGUAGUAAAGAAAAAGUAAAUUGUAUUGAGUGUAUAAAUGCUGCAAAAUAAUUUGUAAAACAAUUUUUUUCGAAAUGAUUACUGAAUCAUGGAGUUAAUUUCUUCACCAAAUCCUCAUUUUAUCCCGGGCUAUACUGGCUUUUGUCCACAAUAUAAGUACCGUUUAGGAGACACUUACGGUACUACUACACACAAGGUUUUACUAGAUCCAACAGUGCACCAUGCCGAGAGACUUGUUUUAUCCGACAGAACGGCAGAUGAUUAUCAAACCUACCGACCUGCAACGAGAGAUAUCGAUAUUGUGAACGAAAGACAUGGAGAUACGAUUUAUAAGCAUCCUAUGGUACCUGGAUAUGAAGGUUUCGUACCGCGAGAACAUGGCAAAUUUGGCCAGAGGUUUACAGUUCAAGCAGUCGAGGCCCUUUCGGAUUUCGAAAAAGCGCAAAUGGCUAAACGAGAAGCUAUCAAUCAAAUAACGAAGAUAGGGUACUUGCAGGAUAAUCGAUGGGAUCCAAAAACUUUAGCAGAAAAAGAGUUAGCUCAAAGCCAAUUUAAGCUUCCUCUGUUGGAAGUAAGACCGGAAUGCGGUGGACUCUUAAGAAAUUUGCCUGUAACGGAGCCCCCUAUUACACCUCCAAGACAGUCUCAAAGUCCGUAUUUUACAGAUUCGGAUGAUCCAGAAAAGUAUCUAAAAGCAGGUUUUACCGGCCACGUACCAUUUGGCUAUGCAUCAUUCGGCAAAACGAAUACUGCUAUGACGAACAGCGCCCUCUGUGAUUUCACAUCCAACUAUAGAAAAAGAUUAAGCAACGAAUGGGCACCGGUCCAAAUCGAUAGGCCAAAUCCUCCAGUACUAAUUCAACCCACUGAAAUUUACCAUAAGCAUAUUGGGCAAAUACCGAACUAUGGAGGGCAUAUACCAGGAGCUAUUUUCAGGUAUGGAAAAACUUAUGGAAAUGAUUCACGUGAUGCUAAAAGGUGGCUAAGGGGCGACUUUUCUACGUAAAUAUGUGAUUGCGAUUUUUUUUAACAAAAUUUUAUUAUAUCAAGUCUUCCACGAAUCAAUUGUUAAAGAAAAUAAAUGUAGUAA
Messenger RNA from Diabrotica balteata, 1125 nucleotides. NCBI's taxonomy places the organism in Eukaryota, Metazoa, Arthropoda, Insecta, Coleoptera, Chrysomelidae. The record is from the annotation of a GenBank genome assembly.